Molecule: messenger RNA, 4752 nt
Organism: Trypanosoma rangeli
Lineage: Eukaryota; Euglenozoa; Kinetoplastea; Trypanosomatida; Trypanosomatidae
Product: putative phospholipid transporting ATPase-like protein
Exons: 1
Coding region: 1-4752 (1583 amino acids)
Biological process (GO): phospholipid translocation
Cellular component (GO): plasma membrane
Molecular function (GO): ATP binding; magnesium ion binding; ATPase-coupled intramembrane lipid carrier activity
Source: RefSeq, a predicted model, not a curated record
AUGUUUUUUGGAAUAACUGGCAAGGCCGCCCGUCUCUGGCGCCGUUUUUGUCGACGCGUGAGGCGUCGGGGCCCGCCUCCGUCGCUGGGGGCUGAGGCGGUGCCAGGGGUUGUCACUGGUGUGGAGAGGGAAGAGUUGAGGGAGGAUAGCGCAGCUAGUAGUGACGCCUUUAUGUCCGCGUCGUUUGUUGAGGUAAAUGUUCUACGUGAAGACCUCAAUGCGGCACACCACUACCCUGACAAUUCUAUCCGCACUGCCAAGUAUACCAGCUUGACGUGCUUUCCGCAUAGUCUGUUGUGCCAGUUCCAAAGAGUGUCAAAUAUAUACUUUCUGGUAGUCAUGCUUUUUUGUAUUAUUCCUGGCGUAAGCCCGGUAAAUCCGUUCAGCCUGAGUGUGCCGUUCUCCAUCGUGCUUGGGGCAGCCAUCGCCAAGGACCUGUGGGAAGACGGGAGGCGACGUCAGUCGGAUAGGCGCGCAAACAACAUGAUGGCGUAUGUGUUAAGAGGAGAAAAUUUUGUUGGCGUACCUGCCCACUCUGUGCGUGUGGGUGAUGUGAUGCUUUGCGCCCUUGGAGAGGAGGUAUUGGCGGAUGUGGUGCUACUUAAUUCCUCCCUUGCCGGGGGCAUUGCGUACAUUGAGACAGCCAACCUGGACGGGGAGACCAACGCCAAGUCGCGACGGGCGAAGGCACAGACAAUUGAGGCGCUUGGGGUAGCAGAGGACAUCAUUGAACGUUGUCUCCCGGAUCCUGCGAUGCGGGCACAUUUUCUGGCGCAAGGCACAACGGCAUCAUGGAGUGCGGCUGUCGCUGCAGGUGAUGUUGUAGAUGCCCCCACACCUGUAGAGUUAUCGGUGGUACCGCCCCAGGCUUUUAGGACGGAGGGGGCGGAGCCCGCCGCGAGGGUGCCGCAGCCUGGACUGCGAAAGGUGGUUCGUGAAAAGGGGUGUCCCUUCUCUGUGCAGCCCGUGUCGAGCCAUGGGACCCCGUUACUUUCGUUAAGGCCGGGCGCACACACGCGUUCCAAGACAUAUGGCAUCUGGGAACACCCAGCGACGGAGGUUCAGACGCCUCACCGGCGGCAGCUCAGUUUCGAUGAGAAGUUUGUAGUGGGGCGCGAGGUUCCGGUGCCGUCCCACAUUUUGGAGUUGUCGCAGCGGUACAAGGAGAAACACGCGAUGGACCACCACCACCACCACCAUCACCACCACCACCAGCAGCAGCUGCACCGGCGGAGCUCCUCCCAGUUGUUAUUCCCGAAUGGUGGGAUGCUGCAAGUACCAACUGGGGAAACAGUUUCCAACAGCGUUGAGCGGAGCGGUGAGGGAAGCACCAUUUACAACAAUAGAGGUGUCCUGCUUCUUGGCGCCCCCCCGUGCAGCGAACUUCACUCCUGGAUUGGGCAGCUGUGGAUGCCAGAUGGUGAGAUGGUUCCAUUGGGCAUUGACCAAUUUCUACCUCGCGGAUGUGUGAUACGUAACACGGAGUGGGUCCUCUGCGUGGUGGUCUACACGGGGAGGGAUACGAAGAUGCUGCUUAAUUUGCGGUCUAAGCCCAAGAAGAUGUCUGUGGUUGCCAGGCGUAUCAACAUCCUUAACUGCUUCCUCCUCCUGCUGCAUCAGUCGUUUCUGUUCUUCCUUUGCGGACUCGCGGUGCUGUGGCGGAACUCGCACCUGGCAGCCCCACCGGGCACACGCAGCGGGUACUCGACGUGGUAUAUUCAAUGGAGCCUUUCACGCUAUUCCCCGAGAGAAAUGUUUGGGUGGCGGUACUUCACCAACUUUAUCCUCCUCUCCCAUCUAAUUCCACUCUCCAUGUACGUCACGCUGGAGUUCAACAAGGCAAUGCAGAUGGUCCUCAUCACCCACGAUCGGAGAAUGGCCAACUAUGAUGAAUUCCUUGGUGAACUGCGCUACUCGCGGCCCAAAACCUCGGAGCUAAAUUGCCAGUUGGCGCAAGUACGGUACAUCUUUACCGAUAAAACCGGGACGCUGACGGAAAACAUCAUGAAGUACGUGGGCGGAUGCACGGCAACGCAGGACUACAAUGAACAGAAGCGGCCUGGUGGCCUUGGUGAAGACUUUCUGCAUCUCUUGGAAUCGCGCCUACAGAAAUGUGGGGGAGAGAUAGCCGCCGUGGCGCCUGUUCCCCACUGCGAUUUUGCUAUGCGCUUUGAUUUCGAUGAGAGUGCGAUGGAGUCAGAGCCGCUCUUUCAGUAUCUGCGGGCGCUUGCGCUGUGUCAUUCCGUCGUGAGCUUUGACCGCUCCUCCGUGGAGCAGGGUGCCUUGCUCUCCUCGAGUUGUGUUUCGCAGAGGUCGCAAGUGUGUGAGGCUGGCUCGCCACAUUUUCCAAGGAUGAGUAGUGAGGCAAGAGAAGUCCCGGUUACAAACCAAUCCAUGCCGGCUGGACUUUCUUCAGCUGCAUCCAACCCUCAGCAAAAUCAUUCUGUUUUCCAUAGCAGCACCGACGGGAUCGGUCGGCUGCUGCAGGGGCGUGCAGGAAGUUCAGGUUGGUACGCGACACGCUUCAAUGAUAUACAGAUGCACCAGCGCCCCGCCACCAUGUCAAGACUUGUGAGUGGACUUAAGGACGAGUCAAAGAUAUAUGAGGCUCAGUCGUUGGAUGAGAUUGCGUUGGUGACAGCAGCACGCGAUAAUCUCUUCUCGCUGCAGAAGCGAACCGCGAAGCAUAUCUUUAUAAAGGCUGUGAAUAGGAUGAUGUGCUACGAGAUCGUUGCUGAACUGGAGUUUACGCCGCAACGGAAGUUAAUGAGCAUUUUAUUGUACCGUCGUCCUGAAUGUGACACUGAGGUGUUUGAGCAGAGUAACACGCAUAAAAGUUACCACCGUCAAUCCACCAUCAAUACAUCAUUUCUUACAUUGCGAGAAGGAGGGGGGCGGUCCGUCCAAAUUGUUGACAUCCUUCCUCUCGCACCAGAAUCCCCCCUUGGCAAGAACGAGAGGGAUGACACAAUCAGCAAGGUGGAUGUUGCUGUGGCUGGCGUGCAAGGCGGUCUUGGGGCCUUACGUUUCAUUAAUGAGGAACGCCCCUACUUGCUGCUUGUCAAGGGGGCGGAUAGCAGCAUGAUGCCCAUUUUAAAUAAAAAUAAUCCGCGAAAUGUUGAGCUGAAGCCUGUUUUUCAGCAGAAACUGGAAACGAUGGCACAGAAGGGGCUUCGUACACUUGUCAUGGGGCAACGUUAUCUUUCGGAGAGCGAAGUGCGAGGAUGGCUACCGUGCUUCAACGAGGCUCAGUGCUCUAUGCACGAUCGCAGUGAUAAGCUGCAUGCCGUCUAUGCGAUGCUAGAAAAGGAUGUGGAUCUCGUGGGCACCACGGCGGUGGAGGAUCGGCUUCAAGAAGGGGUUCCGGAAACGCUAAAGUUUUUCUUGGAGGCAGAAAUUGUUGUGUGGAUGCUCACAGGGGACAAGCGGGAGACGGCGGUGACGAUUGCAGGAACAAGUGGCCUCAUUGACCCCGGGUUUGGGGAUUGUUUGGUACAUUUGGAUCUUGCGGAUGUCUCUGCAGGGUUUGUCGGCGUUGCCGAGGCUGCCGCUGAUGCCGCGGUGUGGAGAUCUCUGCAGGAGCAGAUGGAGGCGGCCGUACAAAAGUGUGACGCCUCUGACGAGAUACAUCACAAUACUCACACGGUGGUGUUAGUGGUGGAUGGACGGACGCUGGACAUCAUCUUCACAGAUGAGGCCUGCACCCAGAGGUUUUUUAAGCUUGGCAUUCGUUGCCGCAGUGCGGUGUGUUGUCGCAUGACGCCGCUGCAAAAGGCGCGGGUUGUAAAACUGUUUCAAAAAAACACACGUUCUGUUGCCCUGGCCAUAGGCGACGGCGCAAAUGAUGUAUCCAUGAUUCAGGAGAGUCGCAUUGGCGUUGGCAUUAUGGGGCUGGAGGGCUCCCAGGCGGAGUUGUCCAGCGACUACGCCAUCCCCAAGUUCCGUUUCUUAAAACGGCUUCUGAUGGUGCAUGGUCGCUUCGCCAUGUACCGCGACGCCCACUGUGUUAUUUUUAGCCUCUACAAGAGUGUAGUGCUGUGCACUGGACUCGCGACAUACGCCUUUUUUUGCGGUUUCUCCGGCAUGGUUUUGGUUGACUCCUGGCUGCUUGCGAUGUUUAAUCUUUUUUUUUGCUCUCUGCAGCCACUGAUACUUGGUAUCUUUGACAAGGACGUCGACGACGAGCUGGCCGAGUCCCUUCCGUCUCUCUACCCGGCACUGGCACGUGAGCAGAUGUUUUUCAGCUGGCCGUACAUCCUUAAGUGGCUGUUCGACGGGGUCGUGGAUGGGCUCAUGCUAUUCUUCGCUGUUUUUUACACCGUGGGGAAAUGGGACGAGUUGUACCCGCACCGCACUGCCUCCAUUGAGGACUACGGAAUGCUGUUUUUUGUGAUGUUGCUGUUUCUGCUGAACCUCCGUGUCGCAGCUCUCAUGACGUACUACACCGUCCUUUCAGCCGCCGUCAUCGCCUUAGGCUUCGUAGCGAUCCCGCUGCUGACGAUUGCGUACUCCGUGCUGCCUAAUGUACUUGGGUCGAACUGGUGUGUGGGGAUCGCCUUUGAGCUGAUGCGAACCAACAAGUUUUGGAUGCUGAUGCUCUUGACCAGUGGUCUUUUCAUCGUGUACGGGGUGGCGGUGAACACGUACAUUGCACUGUUUUGGCCGUGGACAAAUGGCGGACCCGCUAUGCAGGCGGCGUGGCGCUCGCCGUACCGAAUGGCGCACAAAACGCGCGUACGAUGUCUCCGCUGA